Messenger RNA from Cydia pomonella (codling moth), 2693 nucleotides. RefSeq lists its product as uncharacterized. The coding region runs from base 167 to 1522 and encodes 451 amino acids. The record is from RefSeq and is a predicted model, not a curated record. NCBI's taxonomy places the organism in Eukaryota, Metazoa, Arthropoda, Insecta, Lepidoptera, Tortricidae. Gene Ontology annotation, biological process: negative regulation of Notch signaling pathway; positive regulation of neuron differentiation. Gene Ontology annotation, molecular function: transcription corepressor activity; DNA binding. The transcript has 7 exons. Gene Ontology annotation, cellular component: nucleus.
AUUUGCUCUUCGUAACCGAAGGAGGGUGGGACGACAAAGGUGCAUAUCGCACUUGGGGUAUUGCAUUCAAUAUUUUUACCUGAGUUAUUUCGGUGAACGGUCCCCAGUGUCUUCCCUUUAGUCAGUAACUAUAAUUUCGCGUCUUCACUUGUGUUUGAGAUUUAAAAUGUCGCAAAGAUUGUGGUUGCUUGUGGAAUGGGUGGACGAGCGUGAUGUAUUUCCCAGUUAUGGAGUGGUCAAUGUUGGAUCCUUGAUUGGUAAUGAAACACAGUUACACGUUGGGAAAAUGAUAUAUGUUCGAAAUAAGCACGGGAAUAAUACUCGGCGGGCGCAGGUUAUGAGGAUAUCGGAUAAUAAACACUAUGUGAAAGAACAAAAGAAAUUGGUGGAAAGAGAGGAUCAUCAAGUGAAGAAUGUAUUGUCGCUUUGUAUGCGCACUAUUCGAGAAAUGAAAUCCGGCCCAAUGUUUUCCGGGAUGAUGAAUUCCGACCAACCGCCUCCAGGAGGUUCGACUGGACCGGUAUCAUUGCCUCAAGUGGUGCCGGAUACUGAUAAUACUAGCAGCGAAAGUGAACAGGAGAUGCAUUAUGAAGUUAGUCGACGUCAUAAAAAGUCGUCCCAAAAUGCUCACUAUCGUGAUGCUUCCAACAGCCGAAGCAGACAGUCCUCUCGGUACCAGGCUUCAAACCCCAGGAGCCGCUCCAUGAUCUGCAGCACUCCAGUAUCAAUACCAAGCGCACGUAUACCCUUAUUGACCUUCGACCAGAGCACCCAGGUUGACUUCGACGCGGAAGACCGUAAACAAAAGAUGGAGGAGAUGGAGGUUGUCGUUAAAGGUCUCUACGCCCGCUUUCUGGUAUUAGUGGCUAGAUGUCAUAACGAGAAUAUCCCAUUGCCGGAGGGUGUGGCUGACCCUUUUGAACGGAAUGAUGUACCAGAACGUCAGAACGGAACGAGGUCACCGAUGGAGCAAGCCAACGCAGUGGGGGAAAAUAUGACUGUGAACGGAAACCCUGUGAAAGGCGAAGCGGUUCCGAAUCCGAAAACGUUAGAAGUUCGUCGAGUUUCAGCGCACACCACCAACACAGGCGAAACGAGCUAUAAUGGGAUCGAUUACGAUAUGGUACAGAUUGGCGCAGGCAACGCCGUUGUGCCAAGCAGACUGUUGAACGAUAUAGACUGGACAUCCUACAGCACCGCCACGAGGCAACUUCUGCAAGCAGUGUUUCCUCGCAGGGUACUAGCAACGCAUUCACUGACUGGCAAGCAAUCGCCAGCCUUCAUGAACAUCCCGCCCAAGAAGCGGCUCGACCCUCAAAUCGUGAAUGACAUCGUGGACACCGUUGCCGAGCGCUGCGGCGUAUCUAAGCGACUGGUCAGAGGCAGCAUAACAAUAAAAUGCACUGACGAGGCGAAGCUUUACCGCAACCGGCUGCAUUAUAGGCAGUCUCGCCAGCACCCGAACCAGGAGAAUGUCCCGCCCGGACCUUCCUCGGACGAAUCAUCUACCGUCACUGAAUAAAUUCUUGACGCUGACAAAUUAUUCACUAAUAUUAAGAAUAUGAUACCUAUGCAAAAUAUUAAUGGGCGCUUUCUACUUUAUCGUGGACGUCCACGUCAAUACCACCUUUGACUGUUACGAUACUUACGAUAAAGCAGGAAGUAAUGUAUGAGAUUGUAUGCAACCCCUCUUAAUUUUAGAGUAGAGGUACUGGAACCCCGGCUCGUACCAAUGAAUUUUUCGGAACUUAUGUACAUAAUAAAUAUAAUUUGAUAUUUACCAGUCGCUUUUCGGCGACGGAAAACAUCGUGAAGAAACCGGACUAAACCCAAUAAGGCCUAGUUUACCCUCUGGGUUGGAAGGUCAGAUGGCAGUCGCUUUCGUAAAAACUAGUGCCUACGCCAAUUCUCGGGAUUAGUUGCUAAGCGAAACCCAUCGUGGACCUGAAUAGAAAUAAAAAACUAAUCCGAACACUUUAUAACAGAACCUUUAUAUUAUAACAGUUAAAUGGAACCAGCACGUUUGUAAAUAAAUAAAUAUUAUAGGAAACUAUUAUACAAAUUGACUUAAGCCCCACAUUCAGCUCAAGACGAAGGCUUACAUAUAAUAUAUAAAUUCUUAAAUAACAUAAAAAACACCUAUGACUCAGGCACAAAUAUCCGUGGUUAUCACACAAAGAAAAGCCCUUACCGGGAUUUGAAUCCAGAAUCUAGUUUAGUUUGCGGACAGUACUCACGCUCCGGUUGAAGUCCAGCAAGAGCGAGAGGCAGUUAUCUGUUAAAGUAACCUACUUGUAUCAAUUUCUCACUCUAAUGCUGCCUCUUACAGGACUCCAAACAGGGCCGUGACAUAUUUAGUAUACAGUUCAGUAGAUUUCACAGUUCCUUGGAACUCAUAGAAAGUAUCCCUGAAAAGUUUGAAAAGUCUAUUAGUCAUAUAUUUUGAGAUGAACUUAUAAAUACCAACAAGUUCAUCUCUAAUACUGUGAGCUAACUAGAAAGUUUACUUUUUUUAUUAGUGACGAUUUGUCAAAAGAUGCUAUUUGUCAUUGUGUUUUAAAUUUCGAAUACAAAUGGCGCUGCCCAGAGACAUGUCAGUCGAUCCUAUUUCUAUGGCGCUGCCUUACAAUCGAAUUAAUUGCAAGCUACGCAAACGCAACACAAUGAACAAUGAAUAAAUAAAUAUAACUUAA